Messenger RNA from Loa loa (African eye worm), 441 nucleotides. RefSeq lists its product as hypothetical. Bases 91 to 441 code for a protein of 116 amino acids. The transcript has 3 exons. The record is from RefSeq and is a predicted model, not a curated record. Lineage: Eukaryota; Metazoa; Nematoda; Chromadorea; Rhabditida; Onchocercidae.
UUAUUCACUCAACUUAUACUGUUAAUUAUCAUGUUUAUUCGUUUCAUUUAUCGAUUGAAAUUCGUGUCAGUUCCCGAGAAAUACCAGUAAAUGAAAUUAAUACUUGCCGUCUUUGAUGUUAUCCUUCCUAUUUCUGCCAUAUUACUCGCAGUGUUCAAAGUUCACAAUGUAAGCAUAAAAUGGUAUACUAUCAAUUUAUUGGCGGCAUAUUGUACUACUAAUAUUGGUCGUAAUAUCAAUGAUGAAUUAAAAUCAUUCUUUCAUUUCGGAGAUUUCACAUUAAAGAUGAUAUUUUGGUUUGCAACAUAUACUCGAUUAAUAUCAUUUACAUUGACACGUUUAAUAUUAUUCCUCUGUAUUCUUGAAAUAUAUAGCAUUUAUGCUUUGGAAGUGAAUGCCUUGAAAGCUUUAUAUAGGAGGAUUCAAAAAUAUCACAGAUGA